AUGAUGACCAUGACUACGAUGGCUGACGGUCUGGAGGCUCAGGACUCGUCCAAAUCUGCUUUCAUGGAGUUUGGUCAGCAGUCGCAUUCACAACAGAGCUCUCCGUCAAUGGCCGCCAGCCACUACCCGCUCCACUGUCUCCACUCCGGAUCCCACACUCAUCACCAGCACGAUAACUCUCCAUACUCCGGCUCAAAUUCCUACAACAGGUCGCUUCCUUACUCUUAUGUGAGUCAUCCCCACCACAGUCCGUACCUGCCGUCUUACCACACAAACACUACCGGAGCUCAGACAAGGUUAGACGGCACAGGUAAGAAGCAGCAGAAAACAACAGUAAUUGAAAACGGCGAAAUUCGUUUCAACGGGAAAGGGAAGAAGAUUCGAAAACCACGGACGAUUUAUUCGAGUUUGCAACUCCAGGCGUUGAAUCAUCGUUUCCAGCAAACACAAUAUCUCGCACUACCAGAGCGCGCAGAGCUGGCUGCUUCUCUCGGACUUACACAGACACAGGUAAAAAUUUGGUUUCAGAACAAGAGGUCAAAGUUCAAGAAAUUGCUGAAACAAGGGGGCAACCCUCACGAGAGUGACCCUCUGCCCGGCUCCAUCGCCCUGUCUCCACGAUCUCCGGCAAUCCCCCCAAUAUGGGAUGUCUCAACGUCCACAAAAGGAGUAAACAUGUCGGCCAACAGCUACAUGCCCGGUUACUCUCACUGGUAUUCUUCACCACAUCAGGACUCCAUGCAGAGAUAG
This is a messenger RNA of Chanos chanos (milkfish), 750 nucleotides long. It is a transcript of the gene dlx6a, whose product is annotated as distal-less homeobox 6a. Bases 1 to 750 code for a protein of 249 amino acids. Gene Ontology annotation, molecular function: DNA-binding transcription factor activity, RNA polymerase II-specific; RNA polymerase II cis-regulatory region sequence-specific DNA binding. Lineage: Eukaryota; Metazoa; Chordata; Actinopteri; Gonorynchiformes; Chanidae. The record is from RefSeq and is a predicted model, not a curated record. The transcript has 3 exons. Gene Ontology annotation, biological process: cell differentiation; regulation of transcription by RNA polymerase II; embryo development.